GUUAGGGAGGGAGAGGGUGAGGGAGAGAGUGUGUUAGGGAGGGAGAGAGAGUGUUAGGGAGGGAGAAGGCGAGGGAGAGAGCGUGUUAGAGAGGGAGAGGGCGAGACUUGUUUAGUGAUGAAAGCCAAUAGAAAGUCUGCUGGGUGAUAAUAUCCACAUGUGGGAGAUGGAGAGGAGCCAGAACACAGAGACACAGCGAGAGAGAGACCCUAACCACAGGAACUCAGGCUGUCCAUGGGCAUCCAUACAGCUACCUCACCAGGACCCCGAAGAGAGUCACGGACUGACCAGGGUAGAGACCAGCAAACAAACCACCCAAAAAAAGCUCAGCAUAGAAACCAUGACCUGACAGAAGAGCUGAAAAACCUUCAAACUGACCACCAAAACAUAGGAGCCAACCAAUGAGUGACCAACGAAUAGACCACCUCAACCCCUGACCUCUGUCUCUACUGGAAUACUUACCUAACCCUAACGCAGAGACAGACCGGGACACAGAGAGAGAGAGAGAGAGAGAGGACGCUUUGGACACCUGAAACAAGAGGAUGUACAGACAGUUUGUUCUGUCAAUCCUGCUUGCAGGCGUCCUGUGCCUGGUGGGCGGCGACACCCGCAAGACCCGCCUCCAAGGCUCCAUCCCCAACCCUUUCAAAGGGAACGGCAACACCUCUGACAAACGCACCCGUAAACAGGAAAUACUUGCCUCCAGCCAGGAAGCUCUGGUCGUCACAGAGAGGAAGUACCUGAAGAGUGACUGGUGCAAGACCCAGCCGCUGCGUCAGACGGUGAGCGAGGAGGGCUGUCUCAGUCGUACCGUCAUCAACAGGUUCUGCUACGGACAGUGUAACUCCUUCUAUAUCCCACGACACGUUAAGACGGAGCAGGAGUCUUUCCGGUCCUGUGCUUUCUGCCGGCCGCAGCGUUUCACCACGCUGACCGUAGAGCUGGACUGUCCUGACCUCCAGCCACCCUUCAGGCACCGCAAGAUCCAGAGAGUCAAACAGUGUCGCUGUAUAUCGGUCUCCGUCGGUGACUCUGGGAAGCGGUGAUACUCGUCUCUUUUUUUAUCAUCUUGGACAAUCCCUAGAUACUGUCCAGAUAUUCCGCUGACCUCACAGGAGACAGUUUGUACAAGACUCGAGUACAUGGAGGGUGAGGACAUGCAUUUUUACUGAUGGCACAUAGAAUGAAUACAUAAAAGCUGAAGGGGCCCACUCUCUUUAGAAGUACUGAGCAUGACGGAUGUUUCUAUGGAGCAGCUCUGUGUUGAUCAUACCAAGCACUCUAUAUGAGACAAACGGACAUUUCUACAACCCAGACCGAUUAAACCCAUGACUAUAUACACUCUGUAGUUCAAAGAUGGUGGAUAAAUGAAGAUGUCUUACUCAGGCGGGUUUACCGUUAAAAACGAAAAAUGGUCACAAUUCCAGACUGCUUAAGGAAGUGCCUUUCCAAUAGACAAUGCGAUAGCAGCUGGGUCUAGUCUACUUAUGUCAUUGACUGUAUAUGAACCCAGGGGGAAAAAGCAGAGUGAGACAUCUCACUUCCUCUACCGUCUCUGCAGAAACAGACUUACCUGGACCACAGGUCUCCUCAGCCUGUCGGAGAGGGGGGGUCGUAUUCAAAUGGAAGAAAACUGACUGAAACAAUAAGGGACUUGUCCAAUACAAAAUGCUAAUUUUCAACUACAAAAUGUGUUUCUAAUGUGUGCCCUAAUGGAUAUGACCAUAUUCCAGAGGGACUCUGGUAGAGAGGUUGUUGGAGACUGACUGGGUUAGUAGAAGGUCCUACUGCAGCAACAGCCGACCUGGGGUUCCACAGAGGGUAGGUGGUUGUUGAAUAGAGACUGACUGGGUCAGUAGAGGGUCCUACUGCAGCAACAUCCUACCGGGGGUUUCACAGAGGGGAGGAUGGUGUUGAUUAGAGACUGACUAGGUUAGUAGAAGGUCCUACUGCAGCAACAGCCGACCUGGGGUUUCACAGAGGGUAGGUGGUUGUUGAAUAGAGACUGACUGCGUUAGUAGAGGGUCCUACUGCAGCAACAUCCUACCGGGGGUUUCACAGAGGGUAGGAGGUUGUUGAAUAGAGACUGACUGGGUUAGUAGAAGGUCCUACUGCAGCAACAGCCGACCUGGGGUUUCACAGAGGGUAGGUGGUUGUUGAAUAGAGACUGACUGGGUUAGUAGUAGACCUACUGCAGCAACAGCCUACCUGGGGUUUCACAGGCGAUAUAUAUCAUUCUGUACAAAUAAAUAUCACAUUAUUAUUAGAUUUAGAGAGAUUAUAUCAAUACAAUGUUACAUUACAAUAGCAUUUAUAUUUACAUAAAUGAAUAAAUGAUAUACUAAAUCUGUACCGAAGUUGAAA
Oncorhynchus kisutch (coho salmon) is the source of this 2364-nucleotide messenger RNA. RefSeq names its product gremlin-2-like. The transcript is spliced from 2 exons. Gene Ontology annotation, molecular function: receptor ligand activity; BMP binding. Lineage: Eukaryota; Metazoa; Chordata; Actinopteri; Salmoniformes; Salmonidae. The coding region runs from base 543 to 1046 and encodes 167 amino acids. The record is from RefSeq and is a predicted model, not a curated record. Gene Ontology annotation, biological process: animal organ morphogenesis.